AUGGCUCGAGCACAUGUCGAGGGAAACUGGAAGACACAUCCAUCACGCACUAUGUGGGCAUGGAGGAGAGCGUGUGAUACGCUACGGGGAGAAAGAAAAUUAGGUCUACAAGACCACCAAGUCCAGAGGUACUUCAAGAAAGAAUUUCGACCAUAUCCUCACUACAUCGUGUUUGAUUUCGAGGCCCUCUUGCUCCCUCUGAAUCAGCGACAAACAUCCGAUCUAACAUACAUCUCGGAGCAUGUACCGGUCAGCGUCGCCAUUCACGAUAGUCUGAACGGAGAUCCAACGUUCUUGGAGCACGAUGAUCUAAAGAUCUUGGUUGAACGAUUUGUGGAGCAGCUUGAAAAGAGACACGCCCUCAUCGUGAAAGAGGUGGAGAGAAUGUACCCGAGACCUGAUGAUUUUGACAUGCUUCCAGACAAGACUCAGAAGGCAUGGAACGAGUGGGUAAACCAAGUGGCUGUGAUCGGUUUUAACAGCGGAAAGUAUGACCUGAACAUGAUCAAGCGGUACUUUGUCGAUCAAAUUGCCAAAGACGAUAGCAAAAAGAUCAAAGUGGCGAAGAAAGACAACGACUACAUGUUCCUCACGACCUCAAGAUUUAAAUUUCUCGAUAUCAAAAAUUUUAUAGCUCCUGGCAUGAGCUACGACGAGUGGUGCAAAUCUCUGGAUUGCAAACUCAAAAAGCUGGUGUUCCCAUACGAGUGGCUGACGAGCUAUGACAAGCUAAAUCACGUCGGACCCGUGGCGUACGAACACUUCUACAGCAGUCUUAUUGGGAAAAACACCCUCUCUCCUAAAGAGUACGAAACAUUCCGUGCAGAGUUUUACAAGCGAGGCUGUGUCACCAUGAUGGACUGGUUGCGCGAGUACAAUUUAGCCGACGUGGAACCUUUCAUCGAAGCCGUGGACAGGACAAGGUUGCAGUACUACGACGACGAAAUUGACAUCUUGAAAGACGCGGUAAGCAUUCCAGGUGUAUCGAUGCGCUACGUCUUGAACAAGUCUCUACGAUUGAAUCCAAAGUUAGAGCUCUACGCUCCGGGGGAGCCGUGUAAACACAAGUGUAAUAAAGACUGCUACCAAGGAUCUUGCAAGGCGUGCAAAAAGGUGCAAAAGGCUUGCACUGAGUGCACGAAGAAUGAAGCCUACGAGCUCUUGCAGACGGGUAUGGUGGGAGGGCCUGCCAUCGUGUUCUGUAGGUACCACGAGAGAGACGUGACGGGUAUCAGAUCUCACAUCUAUGGUCGAAACAGUAAAAAGUGCAAAACCAUUCUUGGCUAUGAUGCGAAUAUACUGUACCCGAGUACGUUGAUGCAAGACUUUCCUUGUGGGAAGAGGAAGCUGAUCAAGAUCAAAACACCCACGGUUAAACACAAUCUCGAGCUACUAACACAAGGUGUGCAAAAUGGAUCCCUCUUCGGUUUUGCGCAGGUUGACAUCGAAUUGCUGAAGGAGCUGUAUGAGAAAUUCAGUGAGAUGCCUCCACUGUUUGUCGUGAAAGAGAUACCCGACGAUCAAAUCCCUGAGCACAUGCAAGAGUACCUAAAAGCAACAGGGCAAAAGCGUGUUCAAGGUACGCGUAAGCUUCUAGGGUUGAUGAAAGCUAAAAAGAUCUUGUUGUACACUCCGGUGCUAAAGUGGUACCUUGACCAUGGCCUGAAAGUGACUGCUUUUCACCAGUUCAUCAAGUACAAACGAGGUAAGCCAUUUGCAUGGUUUCCGAAAGAGAUUGCGGAUGCACGACGACAAGCGGAUAAAGACCCUGACAAGCGUAUUGCGGGAGAUACAGCCAAGUUGAAAGGUAACUCAUUCUAUGGAAAAAUGAUCGAAGAUCUAGCGAGGCACGCUAAUACUACGUUUACCAGAGAUGAAAAUAAGGUGGAUGCAGCAUUGCGAUCGCCGUACCUUGAAGAUCUUGAAGAGAUAGGAGAUGCGUACGAGAUCAGAGAAGGAAAGAAAAAGGUGCAUAUCGACAGAGCAUACCAGUGCGGCAUUGCGGUGUACCAGCUGGCCAAAUUGCGCAUGCUGGAAUUUUACUACGACUUCAUUGACAAGUACGUGGAUCGUCGAGACUUUGAAUGCAUUUACAUGGAUACGGACAGUGCCUAUUUUGCCAUCUCUGGAGAAGAGUUGCGAGAUGUUGUUCGCCCUGAACUGCUUGACGAGUACGAUAAAGACGUGAAAAACUGA
This is a messenger RNA of Hydractinia symbiolongicarpus, 2196 nucleotides long. RefSeq lists its product as uncharacterized. Lineage: Eukaryota; Metazoa; Cnidaria; Hydrozoa; Anthoathecata; Hydractiniidae. The record is from RefSeq and is a predicted model, not a curated record. Bases 1 to 2196 code for a protein of 731 amino acids. The transcript has 2 exons.